This is a messenger RNA of Seminavis robusta, 396 nucleotides long. The record is from the annotation of a GenBank genome assembly. NCBI's taxonomy places the organism in Eukaryota, Bacillariophyta, Bacillariophyceae, Naviculales, Naviculaceae.
AUGCUUGCUUGGAUCAAGCGUCGGAGACCAAAGAGGAAGGCGAAGAAAGAUGACGUUCACAAGAAUGAGGAUUCAUUAAGGGAGGACGACCACAACUUUGAGAUUCAGGGCAGAGAGUCAUCCACUGAUGCUACCUUUAGUGCUUCCCCCCCUUGCAAUGCUUCUCCGCAGAGCUCGCCGAGGAAAGUCUCGUCUCAAGACAAGCACCGAAGAUCACUUGAGCUGACUGGCGGGGACUUUGAUACCCUCCUUGUUCGGUCCCGUGGCUGGGUCUAUGAUCCUGCUGAUAGCGAGACAAAACCACACCAUGAACGACAACAUAACAGAGCCAUGGUCGGAAAGGAAUAUGACAAGUACAUCUUUGCUCCCCCGGAGCCAAUUGACGGCAGUUGUUGA